GUCAGAGUGAAGAACCGAGGAAGAGACGCAAAAUUAGAGGAGGAAGCCAAAGCAUGAAAGCUGCUGGCCAAAGAAAGCGCCAUGGCCCAUCAUAUCCAGUGCAAUAAUAUAGCAUUCACAUGGAGACCCAAUUCUUCUCCCAACUCCAGUUCCAGUUCCAGCAACAACAACAACUUCAUCUUCCCUAAAACCACACUCACAAAACCAUCCCGCAAAUUCCCAUUCCACACCACCCAAACUAGUCUUUCCUCUCUCCAGCCCUCGCCAGCACAUUCAAAUGGCACAAGGUACACUACCCUUCCUGUUGAGACAUCCUAUGAGCACCAGAAGAUCAGGGACUUGCUUGAAAAGCUCGGCAAGAAGAACGCAUGCCCUUUGCUAAUACUCACAGACGAUGGAGAUUGGACUAAAGACCAGUUCUGGGCUGUCGUCAGAUUCCUCAAACGUGCCUCUAGGUCCCAUGAAAUUCUUCAGGUAUUCGAUACGUGGAAGAACAAAGAGAAAUCGCGGAUUAAUGAAUUCUACUAUGAGAAAAUAAUAGGGCUGUUAGGUGAAGAGGGUGCGAUCGAAGAAGCAGUGACGUUGUUUCUGGAGAUGAACAGUCACGGCCUUGGGCCUUCUUUGGGAACUUACAAUUCAAUAAUUCAUUGUUUUGCGGAAAAAGGGAACUUUGAUGAUGCUUUGUUUUACCUUAAUGAGAUGAAAAAGGCUAAUUUGGCACCAGAAACUGAUACCUACGACGGGUUAAUUCAAGCUUAUGGGAGAUAUAAAAUGUAUGAUGAAAUGGGUAUGUGUGUGAAGAAGAUGGAAUUGGAUGGAUGUUCACCUGACCACAUUACUUAUAAUUUGCUUAUUCGAGAGUUUUCGCAAGCUGGGCUACUCACAAGAAUGGAAAGAUUAUCUCAAAAAAUGCUUUCAAAAAAGAUGGAUUUGCAGUCCUCUACAUUGGUUGCAAUGCUUGAGGCCUAUGCUAGAUUUGGGAUCUUGGGAAAGAUGGAAAAGGUUUAUAGAAGAGUUUUGAACUCAAAAACCCCUUUAAAGGAUGAUCUGAUAAGGAAAUUGGCCAGGGUUUACAUUGGGAACCAUAUGUUUUCAAGAUUAGAUUACUUGGGACUCGACGUUUCAUCGACUGCCGGUGCAACUGAUCUUGUUUGGUGUCUGCGUCUCCUUUCUCGUGCUUGUCUUUUGAGCCGAAAAGGUAUGGACUGUAUUGUUCAGGAGAUGGAAGAAGCAAACUUUUCUUGGGAUGUAACAGUUGCAAACAUUAUCAUGCUAGCUUAUUUGAAAAUUAAAGAUUUCACGCAUUUGAGAGCCUUCCUUUCCCAAUUACCAUCCCAUCAUGAACCUGAUAUAGUAACUGUUGGAAUUCUAUUUGAUGCCAUUAGGAUUGACUUUGAUGGAACCGUGGCUUUAGAAACAUGGAGAAGGAUGGGCGAUCUUGACAGACCUGUGGAAAUGAACACUGAUCCUCUGGUUCUCACUGCAUUUGGGAAGGGGCAUUUCCUUACAACCUGCGAAGAGGUCUACUGUUCCCUUGAACCUCAAGCUAGAGAAAAGAGAGCAUGGACUUACCAUACACUCAUUGAUUUAGUCUUAAAAUACGAGGGAAGGAAUUCUCAGUUGAAUGAAGUCAAGGUAAGCUAGCUCAUCAAAGAUACCUUUAUUAGAAUUGCUAUAGUUGUUGCUGUAUCCGACCUGAAAGUGGCUUGCUUUUUGUAUGAUAAAUUGAUAGAUCUUCUCAUUGAUGGACCCGUAUAAUUUACUGUUAGUUGUAUCAUUUGGUACCUGAGAAAGGUUUAUAGUGGAUUAGUUCUUUUCUUCA
Molecule: messenger RNA, 1822 nt
Organism: Corylus avellana
Lineage: Eukaryota; Viridiplantae; Streptophyta; Magnoliopsida; Fagales; Betulaceae
Product: Pentatricopeptide repeat (PPR) superfamily protein
Molecular function (GO): protein binding
Source: RefSeq, a predicted model, not a curated record